Molecule: messenger RNA, 2211 nt
Organism: Vollenhovia emeryi
Lineage: Eukaryota; Metazoa; Arthropoda; Insecta; Hymenoptera; Formicidae
Gene: Fip1
Product: pre-mRNA 3'-end-processing factor FIP1
Exons: 4
Coding region: 72-1631 (519 amino acids)
Cellular component (GO): mRNA cleavage and polyadenylation specificity factor complex
Molecular function (GO): RNA binding
Source: RefSeq, a predicted model, not a curated record
GCACGCGACAGCCGUUGUUCCCUAGCGUCACUCUCGGUGUGCGCGUGAAAAGGAGCAGGCGGGUAGGAAAAAUGGCGGACGAAAGUGAGGAUCAGUGGUUAUAUGGAGAUUCGACCGACGGCAAGGAAUACACGCCGACUAACGUUCAAUUGGAGGUUCAGCAGAAUGACUCGAUACUCGCCGAGACUCAAGAGAACUCGCACCCUCCGGAGGAUCAGAAGGUGGAGGGUGCUGAUGAAACGCCGUCCGAGAUGCAAGAGGUCACCGACUCCCUCGGCGGUGGUGACGAAGAAUCCUCCUCGUUGAAUAACGCGCAGGAAGAGAACGCGGACGCGAACAAAAAUGGCACGAGGGACGCUUCUAGUCAGGAGGACGGCGAGGCGGCCAGCGACUCCGAUUCCGAUGACGACGUACACGUUGUUAUCGGUGAUAUCAAAUCAACGCCGGCGUACGGCAAUUUAAAUAUUAAGAGAGGCGGACUGCUGACCAACACGACCGGUGUAUCGGACAAGCUCAGCAAGCAGUCGGGAAAGUUCAGUAUAGAUGAAUUCGAGACGAUCGGCGUUAUCAACGGGAUACCGGCCCACGAGUUUAAUUUGGAUCAAAUGGAGGAUAAGCCGUGGAGACAGCCUGGCGCGGAUAUCACGGACUAUUUCAAUUAUGGCUUCAACGAGGACACCUGGAGAGCGUAUUGCGAACGCCAGAAGCGGAUGCGAAGCGAAUCUGGCGUGGGAUUGAUCUUGAACGCGGGCGGCGGCGGCGGCAAUCCGGGUGGUAUGCGGAUGCCUCAGGUGGCGAUAACCAACGACAACAGCAAGUACUCCGGCAUUAUGGGUCCUAAGAGGGCAGGCCCGCCGCCCGGAAGGAAAAUGGCAGGGACUAUUGACGUUAUAGGAAGCUCUGGCUUAGCCUCCAGAAGAAAUCUAGAUAAAUCCCCACCAAAGGGAAACGUUAUACAGGUCAUGACUGCCGACAGGAGGGAGUAUUCGAGAAAGCCUGGUUUUCCAGACAUGAGUGUACCACCUCCCGGAGCAGGAAUGCCGCCACCGCCGUUUGAUAUGCCUCCGCCGGGAUACGCUGGAGAACCGACGCCGUUCUACAUGCCGGAAGCCGACCCAUAUUAUCAGAGUUACGAACCCACGCAGGACAACCAGUGGGGCAAUGAUCCCACAUGGCAGCCGACAAAUCUGGCGAUCCCGAUGACUGAAGGUGAAGACGACAAAGACAUGGGACCUAAGACGAUACCUACGAUGGUUCCACCCACAUCCAUUCCUCCUUUAAUGCAGCGCGAUCAGAGGGAGGGCAGAGACCGGGAGCGAGACAGGGACAGAGAUCGGGAUCGAGAAUUGGAUUCUAUGAGUAGAGAUAGGGACAAGGACAGAGACCGCGAUCGUGAUAGGGAGAAGGAUUCCAUGAUGAGGGACCGCGAUAGAGACAGGGACUCUUCUAUGACGCGAGAUGAGGAUCGAGAGCGCGAUAGAUCCAGGUCUCAGUAUCGACAUAAAGACCGACAUCGGCAUCGAUCAAGGUCACGAUCUCGCAGGCACAAGUCGAGAUCGCGAAGUCCCAGUCGGCGUAAGAAGAAAUCUAGACGCUCGGAUAGAGAGCGUUCCAAGGAAGAAAGUGAAUAAACAUAUGCACGCGUAAAACCUUACUGUGUUAAUUUACAAUGUCGGAAGGCAUCUUUAGAAUCAAGCGACAAGAUUUAAUAUUCCCAUUGUUAUCGAGAAGAAUGCACGUAUCGGUAAAGUUAUUCACGAAGCUAAUUGUAAGAUAUAGAAAUUAUUAAGUGUCAUAUACAAGAAAUAAAGUGUAUAUCGAUUCUCGCGGGAGUUACAAAUGAUGUAAUUUUGGACACGAGUAAGUUAUUAAUGCAAACAAUAAAGGCUGGCUGAAUUUAUAGAUUGAGGGGAGAUCACAGAUAGGAAAGAUAAAAAUCCUACGUUGUGUUAUGUUUAAAAUCUGUCUUUUAGAAGCAAGAUAUUGUUUAUUUUGUUGUCGUGUCCUAGCACAAUGUGAAAUUCUGUUAUUUCAUCAUUUAAUUUCCGCGUGCAAAUGCGAUCGAAGAAGAGAAUAUGAUGAAGCUAUAUUUUAAAGAGAUUUUUAUACUCUGUCAAUGCGGAAGUUAAGGCAAGACCGCCGAGCUUUGGGUUGAAAUUAGAUUUAAAUAAUAUCGCUCGAAAAUAUUAAUAAAAUCAGAGUUAAAUAGAA